This is a messenger RNA of Pipra filicauda (Wire-tailed manakin), 3750 nucleotides long. RefSeq names its product protein phosphatase with EF-hand domain 1 (gene PPEF1). The transcript has 18 exons. Gene Ontology annotation, biological process: detection of stimulus involved in sensory perception. NCBI's taxonomy places the organism in Eukaryota, Metazoa, Chordata, Aves, Passeriformes, Pipridae. Gene Ontology annotation, molecular function: iron ion binding; calcium ion binding; protein binding. The coding region runs from base 1001 to 2989 and encodes 662 amino acids. Gene Ontology annotation, cellular component: cytosol; nucleus. The record is from RefSeq and is a predicted model, not a curated record.
GGCUUUCAUAAGCAUGCCAGUCACAUCAGAUGACCAAAUACCUGGACAGCCUUAUGUUUUUUUCUGGUGUGCUGGAUCUGCUAAAAUGCAAAUCAUUGCCUCAACACAGCAGAAAGGCCAAAAGAGACCAUGUGACUUCAGAUGUGAAGCAGGCAACUUCAGCCCAUCCCUUUCUCUCUGCCUGAGAUUCAGGAGGCAUGGUGACAAAACAGCUCUGCUACAGCACACGUACAGCACAGCUGGAGGGCUGCAGCCAUGAGCUUUCACACCAGCUUGGAUGAUGAAAACAGCAUUUUCCCCUGGCUGUUUCUGAAGAGCAGCGUUCAAGAAAUUUCCUCUCGGGAAGCUGUAUAAGUAGGUGAAGAGCAAGUGCAUUGCAGCUCCUGAGCCCCAGAGAAAAUUGGAGCACCUGUUCUGCAGAGCUGCACCCCUCAGGAGUUGCUUUCUCUUAAAAAAAGAAUCUUCUAAAGGUACUCUUGUAGAAAAAAUCUUGGUAUUGCUGACGCAGAAAGAAUAAAAGGGUAUUUUGCUCUUUCCAGCUUCAUUCCCUCUGCAAUACACAGAAGCAAAUCCAUCACAAAACCAUGUUAUAGCAUCUCUCAGUUCUCUGCAGUCCUCAUUUCCAAAAGAAAACAAUUCUAAAGGAAAUCUGUGAGUCACAGUAAACUAAACAAUGGAUAAGAUGGCAUCAAAGGAAAGCCUCUGUCAUUGGAAGCAUCCACCCAUCCAUCCAUCUGAUCUUUAUGCAGGAAACUGUUCCUGUCUCAGCACCUCUACAACUCCAUGUACCUUCUAAGACAUGUUAUGGGAGGAGAUCAUAGCUACCUGUUCACAAAUAUGGUUGAGAAAGGGGAGUGCUAGGGAAGAGCCGAGGAGCCCAGAGGGGUAUAGUCCUCAUCACUGAAGGAACAGCACAGGAAAUGUGUGUAAUGCUAACAGCUGAGAGGAACAUGCUCCAUAUCAGCAGCAAUUAAAACGGAUAGGCAGCAGCAUUGGAACCAUGGGGUGCAACAGAUCUGUACCUGACAGAAGGUCAGAGAGAGUCAUUAAAGCCGCCAUCCUCAUCCAGAAGUGGUACCGCGCAACAAUGGCCCGGAUAGAGAUGAGGCGCCGCUAUUCUCUGAGUAUCUUCCGGUCAAUCGAAUAUGCUGAUGAACAAGAUCAACUGCAGCUAUCCAAGUUUUUUUCAUUCAUGCUGGAUCACUAUACUAAUCUUGAUUCAGUUUCUCCCAUUUCCACCAGCCCUACUGAUCCUCAGGUGGUGGGUGAAUGCUUACAUAUAACAGAAUUUGAAGAGAAAAUUGAUGUUCCAGACUCAUAUUAUGGGCCACGACUCUCAUUCCCCCUUACUGUUGGAGAUGCCAAUGCUCUUAUUCAUGCUUUCAGGAAUAAACAGCGGCUUCAUCCCCACUAUGUACUGCAGCUACUGUGUGAAACCAGGAGAGUUCUCAAGUUGAUGCCAAAUAUCACCCAUCUUUCAACUUCCUACUCCAAGGAUAUAACUAUCUGUGGAGAUUUACAUGGAAACCUGGAUGAUCUUUUGCUGAUAUUCUAUAAGAAUGGUGUGCCUUCAGAACAAAACCGUUAUGUCUUUAAUGGUGAUUAUGUUGACAGAGGGAAAAAUUCUUUGGAAAUACUUAUAAUCUUAUUUGCAUUUUUUCUUAUCUACCCCAAUAAUAUAUCCUUGAAUAGAGGAAACCAUGAAGACUACCUGAUGAACCUGAGAUAUGGCUUCACAAAAGAAGUUUCGAGUAAGUACAAGGAACACAGUACACAGAUUUUGUAUCUUCUGCAAGAUGUCUUCAGCUGGCUACCCCUUGCCACUAUAAUUGAUAACAAAGUUCUCAUCCUACACGGAGGGAUUUCAGACACCACAAAUUUGGAUUUCCUGAAGGCACUUGAAAGAAAUAAGUUGAAAUCUUUGCUACGGCCGCCCAAGUCAGCGGGAGGCAGACACGACCAGAAGGAGGGAAUUUCCACAACUGGCCUCAGUAAACACACUGCCAAUCAGCAUGAUGCUGGGAAGACACAGCAUGACUCUUCAUUGAGCUCCACUGAGCCUUCAGGCUCAAAUUUGCCUGCAGGCCCCACCCAGGAGGAAUGGAAACAAAUCCUUGACGUUCUCUGGAGUGACCCAAGAAGCCAAAAUGGUUGUAAACCAAACAAGAGUCGAGGAGCAGGCUGCUACUUUGGUCCUGAUGUCACUGCCAAGAUCUUUCAAAGGUAUAAUCUGAAGAUUCUCAUCAGGUCUCAUGAAUUUAAGCGGGAAGGUUAUGACAUCAGUCAUGGUGGGAAGGUUAUCACUAUCUUUUCUGCCUCUAACUAUUACGAAGAGGGGAGUAACCGGGGAGCAUACGUCAAACUGGACCCUGAACUAAUUCCUCGGUUUGUACAGUUUCAAUCCAGCAAGCACACACGCAGUCUGAAUAUUCUGGAGAGGGUGGGCACAAUUGAAUCAUCUGCCUUAAAGUCCUUACAGGAGCUGAUUUAUGCUCAUAGGUCUGAACUCAUUAGUGCUUUUGCACAAUACGACCUCAAUGGCACAGGCUGCAUUUCUGUCCCUGACUGGGCUGCAGCAAUGGAGUCUGUCCUAAAGCUGGAACUGCCCUGGAGGAUGCUGCGGCCUCGGUUAGCACAGAUGAACCCGGAUGGACAAGUUGACUUCAUGUCAUGUUUUUAUGAUUUGAAAAUGGAUCAACCUAUAAAAGAGGCUCAGCCAGCUUUGGUGGAAACACUGUGCAGAUACAGAAAGGAUUUGGAGAUCAUCUUUAACAUCAUUAACAAAGAUAACUCGGGUCUGAUUUCUCUUGAGGAGUUCAGCCAGACAUGGAGACUCUUCACCUCUCAUGUGGGAAUUGAUGUACAGGAUGACUCCCUUGACAAAUUAGUCCUGAGUAUAGACCACAACAAAGAUGGCCACAUUGACUUCAAUGAAUUUUUAGAGGCCUUUCACUUUGUUCACAGAGUCGAGGAAAAGGAAAACUCAUGAAAAGGCAGAACUUGUGAGCUGUCUUGGAAGCUCACCUUCCUGUCCUUAGUCAUAAAAGGGCUGCUCGAUACAGUAUGAUACGAUAUGCACUGAGGUCACCGUGUAAGCCUUUAUGUAGUCCCUCCUGGAUGAUAUGUACCUGCAAUUAAUGAGACAGAAGAGAUGAAAACCCACUAACAGCAUUCCUGUGUCACUGCCAUACACUGCCAGUACCUUACAACUUACCCUCCCCCAUGUCCCCCAUUAAUCUAAUCCGUGAACACUGCCAAGGUCACACCUUCAAGAGUGUAGGAAGAGACUUGGGUUUAAUUUCUCUCAGUGGUCCUUGGCAACAGCUGAGAGCACUGGUGACCACAAGGAACAUAUCAGACCCUCCUUGGUUAUGAAACAGGCACAAGAGACACUGACUAUGGAGUGUCCAGUGCAGGAAAGGAAACCAAGGAAGAACCAUCUAGUUAAAAUAGGUUGUUCUGCAUUUAAAUUUGCUCUUUGGGUGACAGAGUGGAACUAAAUCAUUCCAGGUCACUGUCUAUCCCAGCUUUACAGACACAACUUACAGGAUCUUGGUUGAAAGGUGUUUACACUUGUGCUAAGUUUCCUCUUACGACUGGUAACUUUUUGCCACAUUUGUUGGAAUUUGGAGCUAAGAAACAGUCAUAACUCAUCACCUUAAUGAUGACUAAAUCCAUAGCAUGUUAAUGUAACAUACAAAAGAUCACAAAAUAAAGCUUUAGCUUUCUGAGUAAUGUCUAAGUAGUUAA